AUGAAGUUACUGUGGGAUUCAAAUAUAAAACAGAACAUUUGUGGCUCUUUGCUAAAAGUCAUCCAAACUGAACUUGAAGAAUUAUCAGCAAAACUGCAGUCAGCGACCUUUGGCUUAGAGCACAUGUUUAGGGAGAUGGGACAGAUCUAUGAGGCCCAUGCAUCUGUCAACAGAACGACAGGAGAGCUGAACUGGUCCAAAUACCCUGAACUGGCUGCAGAGCUGAUGAUAUCAGGACACCCAGUGGAGCUGAUGGAUGGUGACGCUGGCCACGUGCCUUUAACAUGGAUCAUUCGUCUUCUAGAUGCUGUCAUCAAGAAACUGGGAGACAAGCGAAUUUUUGUUUUGUCAGUUCUAGGCAUCCAAAGCAGUGGGAAAUCAACAAUGCUGAAUGCCAUGUUCGGCUUACAGUUUGCUGUCAGUGCUGGCAGGUGCACGAGAGGUGCCUUCAUGCAGCUAGUCAAAGUUUCAGCAGAGAUCCAGAAAGAUUUUAAAUUUGACUAUGUUUUAGUUGUGGACACUGAGGGACUGCGUGCUCUUGAGUUGGCAGAGAACACCAGUCUUCACCAUGACAAUGAAUUGGCAACGUUUGUCACUGGUCUGGGAAACCUGACUUUGAUCAACAUCUUUGGAGAGAAUCCAGCAGAAAUGCAAGACAUUCUUCAGAUUGUUGUGCAGGCUUUCAUGAGGAUGAAGGAGGUAAAUCUCUCUCCAAGUUGUGUGUUUGUUCACCAGAAUGUUACAGAUAUUGCAGCUGGAGAGAGAAACAUGGAAGGAAAGAGACGCUUACAAGAAAAACUGGACAAGAUGGCCCAGCUAGCUGCCAAAGAGGAAGUGUGCAAUGCUGACUGCUUUAGUGACAUCAUUACAUUCGAUGUACAAACAGAUGUUAAAUACUUUGCCCAACUAUGGGAGGGAAGUCCACCCAUGGCCCCUCCAAACCCAGGUUACAGCGAGAGCAUCCAAGAACUGAAGGACAUCAUCCUCACAAAAGCAUCAAAAUCUAAGGCACUGACUCUCUCACAGUUCAAAAGCCGCAUUUCAGACCUGUGGAAAGCCUUGCUGAAUGAACACUUUGUUUUCAGCUUCAAAAACACACAGGAAAUUGCAGUGUACAGAAAACUUGAGGUCCAGUACGGGAAAUGGAACUGGGCCUUGAGAUGUGCCCUGUUGAACAUUGAACACCAGCUUCAUAACAAAAUUGAAACUGGAAAACUUGACAAGGUUGAUCGCAGUUAUCUUGUUAAGGAGAUGACCACUACUCAAGAAGAUGUCCAAAAGGCCAUGAAGACAUACUUUGAGGAUGAUGAAGAUAAAGAGAUUUUGGUUCAAUGGCGAGGUCGAUUUGAAAGCAAAAUAAAGGAGUUUCAUGAUGAACAGGUGAAAGAAGUUAAAAGAAAGCUGGAGGAAGUUAUCCAGCAGAGGAACACCUGCAAAGAGCUAGAUGACAAAAAGGCCGAGUUUGAGAACAAGCUACUGCAAAAAAGCAAAGAGCUCGCUCAUGAGUUGAAAGACAAGGCAAAAGAUGAAAAGGAACUUCAAAAGCAAUUCAACAGAAUUUGGGACGUUCGAGUCAGUGAAUUAGCAGCAGCUGCACCCAAAAUUAAGGAUAUUUCCAUUCAAGAUGAAUUGUUUUGUAUCCUUACUGACCUUAGCAUUGAAUGGUCUCUUAUAAAUGAAUGCAAGAAACGGGGUAAAUACAAAAACAUGCCAAAGAUAGGUAACUUUUUUGGUUAUGUAUCCAUAACCAAGGGCAUUUUGGCAGCCAAAGCAUGGGAGAAUGUUAAGGCCGCCCUUAGAUUGAAUACUCUUCCUUAUGAGGAGGACCAACGGAUCAGAUCCUUCAUCGCUGAGGUUGAGAGACAGUCCAUAGAGAAAAUUAGGACCAAGCCUGUUGCUAGUAGAGGCUACACUUCCACCUACUUGCAUGAAGUAGCCAGUAAUGUCAAAGACAAAGUCAAAGCUUUUGAAUCAGAGACAAAGACAUACACUUUCAAGAAUGACUUUACAGUUGAUCUUUUACUGUAUGUAUGUGACAUUGCAGGGAAGCAGCUAUUAAAGUCUCAUGAGGAAUUCAAGACCAAUAAUGAUCUUCUGACUCAUUUUAAAAGCAAGAAAGACCAUCAUUACAGGAUAUUUGUGAGCUAUUGUGAAGGUAACUCCUCUGCUGUUGUGCUUGGUGAACUGAUCUGUAACAAACUGAAGGACUCCACAGUUCAGGCUGUGUACAACAUGACUGCCAUGGAGCUGGCUGACGAGAUGAUGCACAGUUACCCACCCCUCAGUGGAAACAAGGCUAACUUGGAGAAACACAUUUUAAAGUCACUGGCAGAGAAAGAGGACUUUGACAGCUACAUAAAUUACCUCAGGCGCCCAAGAUCCCACAUGGAGUCUUUCAUAACAGAAGAAGUAGAGAAAUACAUCCUCACUGAACACAAGGACAAAGCACUCAGUACUCUCAAGAAAAACGUGAAACGUAUAGAGAAGCUUGUGAGUGACGCAGUGGAAACUGCAACUGAGUAUGUCAAAACUCAGGGAGGAGACAUCGACAUGUGGCUGGAGGAGUUCUCCAGUUCUCUGGAAGAUGAGCUGGCAUUUUCUACAAACUACGGUCAAAAUUUUGGUGACAUAAACGACUUUGACUUUUUCAAGGAAGAGCUAGACAAAGGCAUUAAAUCCAUUGUUGAGGAGAUGAGUAGGCUCACGAUAGACAGUAUGGAGCAAUUCAGUGAGAGGCCUGAUCAACUGCUUAUCGACCACAAAUGUAAGACCUGCUGGAGUGAAUGUCCUUUCUGUGGAGCCGUUUGCACCAACACAUAUGAGGAUCACAGUCCUAAUGAUCAUAUGGUCACUUUUCAUCGCCCCGAUGGGAUCAAGGGGUUCCAUUUUAGAGAUACAGUAGAACUAUCCGUUGAUUUCUGCUCAACAUUAGUUACAAGGAAUCAGGCGUUUUACCCUAAUUCUUCUUCAGAUCAGGCUGUUCCUUAUAAAGAGUACAAAACAGCUGGAGGUAAAUAUGCUGAGUGGAGCAUCACACCUGAUAAUUCUACGCUGGCAUACUGGAAGUGGUUUGUAUGCCGAUUUCAAAAGCACCUGGAAAAUUACCAUGAAAAAAAAUUUAAGGGCAAAGGAGAGAUUCCCAGUGAAUGGAAACGUUUCACCAAAGAAGACGCCAUCAGGAGUUUGGAGAAACUGUAAAACCUGCGAGUGACCCAGGGACAAAAAGAGCCCUUCUCAAAGUAACGAGGCUCUCUGAUCUCCACCUGAAAACUCAUGAGGGGAAUUCUAACAGCAAGAGAUUCAUAAAGACUUCAUUACAGAGAGAGCGAGCGGUCAGUGAAUGAGAAAUGAGAACAGGCAGUAAAAUAUUACACAGGCGCUUUGGCUGUUGAAAAGAAAUAUUAGUUCUCCAAUAAAAUGACCAAAUAAAGCAAAAGAAGGCAAGAUUAGUUCCUAAAAGGACUGUUAGGUAUUAAAUGUGAUUUUUCUUAAAAUGAGCUCACAGUGUUUUAUUCCAGAUCCAUAAAGUGAGUCAUUGUUAUUAAGUCGUGGGUUUUCCUGAAAAUGAAGCUGCUCUACACGGCAGCAAAGCAGAAGAGAAAACUUUAUCAAUGUAAAUCUUGAGUUUGUUGUCAAUAAAAGAGAAUGACAAAAAGUAUUUUAUACAG
This is a messenger RNA of Myripristis murdjan (pinecone soldierfish), 3668 nucleotides long. RefSeq names its product interferon-induced very large GTPase 1-like. Lineage: Eukaryota; Metazoa; Chordata; Actinopteri; Holocentriformes; Holocentridae. The transcript has 3 exons. The record is from RefSeq and is a predicted model, not a curated record. Gene Ontology annotation, molecular function: GTP binding. Bases 1 to 3198 code for a protein of 1065 amino acids.